CACCGGCAUAUGGAUGGCUGGGGCUCCAGUACUUACAAACUGGUCAAUAGUGACAAUCAACCCGUUUAUAACAAGUUCUUUUGGAGGACCAAUCAGGGGGUUAAGAAUCUGGACGUCGACACCGCCAACAGGCUCGUCGUGACUGAUCCGGAUUAUUCAGUGCAUGACUUGUUUGACGCGAUCGCUCGCAAGGACUACCCCUCUUGGACUCUAUACAUACAAGUGAUGACAUACGAAGAGGCGGCCAAAUGGGAGUUCAAUCCCUUUGAUAUCACUAAAAUAUGGCCAGAGGACGAGUACCCCCUCAUAGAAGUGGGGCGAAUGACUUUAGACCGAAAUCACACCAAUUAUUUCGCCGAAAUAGAGCAGUUGUCGUUCUGUCCGGCCAGUAGAGUCCCGGGGGUUGAGUUCAGUCCCGAUAAGUUACUUCAGGGCAGACUAUUUGCAUACCAGGACACAGCCAGACAUCGAAUUGGCCCCAAUUUUCACUUGAUUCCAGUGAACCGUCCGAUCGCACCUCUAGUCUACCCGACCCAACGCGAUGGCCCAAUGAUGGUGGACAGCAAUCAGGGCAAUGCCCCCAACUAUUACCCGAACUCAUUCCUCAACGCAAAGGAUGACCCCAAACGGUUUGAUGAGUUCCGGUUCCAGAUCACCACCACUGAUGUGGACCGGUAUGAGUCAAAGGACGAGGACAACUACACCCAAGUGCGACAAUUCUACCUGUCCUUCACCAACGAUGAGCGCCAGAGACUCUACAGCAAUAUAGCGUCGGAGCUGUCGUUGACGUACACCAGUAUUCAGGAGAAGGCGUACGAUAUGUUCAGUCGAGUCCAUCCGUCUUAUGCCGAGGGCGUCAAGAGAGCCGUCCAAAGGGCCGCACAAAACACCGUUUAA
Oppiella nova is the source of this 897-nucleotide messenger RNA. NCBI's taxonomy places the organism in Eukaryota, Metazoa, Arthropoda, Arachnida, Sarcoptiformes, Oppiidae. The record is from the annotation of a GenBank genome assembly.